This is a messenger RNA of Papilio xuthus (Asian swallowtail), 1604 nucleotides long. Lineage: Eukaryota; Metazoa; Arthropoda; Insecta; Lepidoptera; Papilionidae. The record is from RefSeq and is a predicted model, not a curated record.
GCCACACGCAGCGCGAGCGUCUGCCGCACGUGCAGGCCCUGGCCGCCACCGCGCACGACCUGCAGGUUCCCCGCGCCCGCAUCUACACCUCCUACACCUCCUGCACCUCCUUAUCGUCGCCCUCGCUUGGAUUCGAACUACGCGUUCGUAGCCGCAGCUCCUUUUUUUAUUCGAAUCCUCGAGAGCGUCCGCUCCGAAUGUAAAGUAUUCGCUUUAUUCGACUCCGCGACCGAGCGGCGCGGUGUCCACUUCGGGCGAUCGGUGAUUUCCGACACCGCAAUUCCCUGAACAAAACAUAUUGUUAUCUGUUUUUUUUACUGUUAAUGAGAGGGAUGACUACAUUUCUAAGAGGGGUGUGAGGGAUGUGAAAGCAAGGAUAAGACAGGCAAGUGACUCGCGGCCGCCGCCACCCGCAGGGCAUGCAGCGCGAUCUGGUGGAGCAGGUGGUGCGCCGGCUGAGCGACGCCGUGUACCGCGGGGAGCGCGCCCCGCUCGCCCGCCGCCCCUCCGCGCGCCGCCGCACUGCGCUGCUGCUCGCCGAGCUGACCAAGAGCGAGGAGGCGACGGCGGCGUACCUGGAGGAGGUGACGCCGGAGUACGAGGCGGCGCUGGGGGAGGAGGACCGCACCUUCGAGACGACGGUGGUGGUGGCGCUCGAGGCGCUGGCCGUGCUCGGCGAGCUGCAGGACGCCACAGAGAAGUUUAAGGUGCAGAUCCAGGCGGAGCUGCUCGAGGUGAUCGAGGCGGUGUCGCGGCGCGUGCUGGAGGAGGGCGAGGGCGAGGCGGAGGGCGAGAGCGAGGCGGGUGCGGAGGGCGAGCCGGAGGGCGAGGGCGAGGUCGAGGCGGAGGACGAGCUCGAGGGCGGGGAGGCGGGGCGCACCCUGGCGCGCCUGCUCGCCCGCCUCACCGAGGAGUUCCGAGACUGCGGCGCCAGGAACGAGAGGCUGGUGCAGCUGUGGCGCGCGUCGCUGCCCAACUACCGCGCGGCCGUCGCGCACGUCGCGCACGCCGCGCACGUCGCGCACGCCGGCAACGCCUCUGCGCCGGUGAGCGAAGCGCGGGAGCUGCAGCAGGCGUACGAGCGCGAGGCGGAGAUCCUGGGCGCCAGCCUGGGGGACGGCGAGGUGGCGCGCCGCGAGGUGGUGGGGGACGCCGCGCCGCUGGUGCACCUGGCGCUGCUCGCCGAGUCCGCGGUGGGUCCGGCCUGGCUGAGCGGCAAGGUGCGCUCGCUGGGCGCGUACCUGGCGGCGCCGGGCGGGGCGGGGGGCGCGCUGCGGCCGCCCGACUCCUUCGCGGCCGAGCUGUCCGCCGCGGCCGCCGCUCUCGACGACGUCUGCCACGAGUGCCUGCUCUUCUUACAUCUGGAGCUGCGCAUCGAGUGCUUCCACUACCUGGGGCAGGAGGAGCGCGGCGAGGAGGAGGAGGGCGCCGGGGGCGCGGGCGGAGCGGCGCAGCUGGCCGCCGCGCUGCUCGCCUUCCACGAGCGCGCCGCCGCCGUGCUGGCGCCCGCGCGACUGGCGGUACGUGUCGCUCGCCCGCAGGCUGUCCCCCCGCGGCACCCCCACGACCCUCUGCAGCCCCCCCUGCCCUGUUGCAGUACGUGA